Fukomys damarensis (Damara mole-rat) is the source of this 4735-nucleotide messenger RNA. RefSeq names its product RNA polymerase II associated protein 1 (gene Rpap1). The transcript has 26 exons. Gene Ontology annotation, cellular component: nucleus. Bases 119 to 4291 code for a protein of 1390 amino acids. NCBI's taxonomy places the organism in Eukaryota, Metazoa, Chordata, Mammalia, Rodentia, Bathyergidae. Gene Ontology annotation, biological process: transcription by RNA polymerase II. The record is from RefSeq and is a predicted model, not a curated record.
CUGGGCGGAAGCUCGGUCUUGCGGGCCAAGAUGGCGGCGCCCAGGGUUGAAUGAGAGGAAGUCUCCUCAGGGAAGCAGUGCCUGAAGGAAUCCCACCGGGGAAGUUCAGAGUGUCAAGAUGCUGUCCCGACCAAAGCCAGGAGAGUCUGAGGUGGACCUGCUGCGCUUCCAGAGUCAGUUUCUCGCCACUGGUGCUCCCCCAGCAGUGCAGCUGGUGAAGAAAGGCAUCAGGAGAGGUGGCUCCACUAACCCAGAUCGGCCUCUGCAGCAGGAUGAUCGGGAUAUGGUAAUGCUGGACGAUCUCCCAGAUUUGCCCCCAGCUUUGGUUCCUGCUCCCCCAAAGCGAGCGAGGCCCAGCCCUGGCCAAGCUCUGUCUGCAGAUGAGGAUGCUGAGGAGAGGUUGAGCAGACAUGACCAGCACAUCACUGCUGUCUUGACCAAGAUUAUUGAACGAGAUACAGGGUCAGUGGCCGUGAAGCUGCCUGUGCCCAGUGGCGUAGCUUUCCCUGCUGUGUUCCGUUGCUCGAGAGAGAGACAGGGAAAGCCAGCAGCAUCUGGUAAGAGAAGCCUUUUUGCCCAGGAGAUUGCGGCCAGGAGGGGAUCUGAAAGCAGGGCCCCAUCCACUGUGGGAGCCAUGCCCCACCCGGACCCACCAGAGGGUACUAUGACCUGUGAGGCACCUGCACCUAGGGACCGGGUCGCUCAGCCUCUGGGGAGCAGCCACAGCUUCCAGGGGCCCCAUCUGGUCACCGGAAAGGGGCUCAGUGGCCAUGAGGCUGAGCAGGAAGCCCAGACCAUCCAUGAAGAGAAUGUAGCAAGACUACAAGCCAUGGCUCCCGAGGAGAUCCUGCAGGAGCAGCAGCGGUUGUUGGCCCAGCUUGACCCCAGCAUGGUUGCCUUCUUGCGAUCUCACAGCCACACCUGGGAGCAGGCCGGAGAGAAGGUCCUUGAGGAGCAGAGGCCAGGAGGACCCUCAGUCCCUGUGACCCAAGAGGAGCCUGUCAUGUCAGCAUCUGCCAGAGAGCCCAGGCAGGACAAUGAGCUGGAGCCAGGAGCCCCAGCUCUGAAACUGCCCGUGGCUCCCCACAAAGAAUGGCUGCACAUGGACACUAUUGAGCUGGAGAAGCUGCACUGGACCCAGGACCUGCCCCCAGUCCGCCGGCGGCGGACACAGGAGAAAAUGCAGGCCCGAUUCAGUCUUCAGGGAGAGCUCCUGGCCCCGGAUGUGGACCUUCCUACCCACUUGGGCCUGCACCACCAUGGAGAAGAGGCAGAGAGAGCAGGCUACUCCUUACAGGAGCUGUUCCACCUGACCCGAAGCCAAGUGUCUCAACAGCGAGUGUUAGCACUGCAUGUGUUAUCCCUGGUCAUUGGCAGAGCCCAGGCUGGCGAGUUUGAGGAUCGCCUACCGGACAGUGUGUUACGCCUCCUUUUGGAUGCUGGUUUCCUCUUCCUGCUGCGCUUCUCUUUGGAUGACAGAGUAGAUGGGGUCAUUGCAGCUGCUAUCCAGGCUCUACGGGUUCUACUGGUGGCACCUAGAGAUGAGGAGCUCCUGGACAGCACCUUCUCUUGGUACCACGGAGCAUUGGUCUUUCCUCUGAUGCCCAGCUGGAAGGACAAGGAAGAUGAGGAUGAAGAAGAGCCUCCAGCAGACAGAGCGAAGAAGAGCCCUGAGGAAAGAAGGCGUCCUCCCCCUGACCUUGCACGACAUGAUGUCAUCAAGGGGCUCCUGGCUACCAAACUGCUGCCUCGGCUGCGCUAUGUACUAGAGGUGACCUGCCCGGGGCCUGCUGUAGUCCUUGACAUACUGGCUGUGCUCAUCCGCCUGUCCCGACAUUCCCUGGAGUCAGCCACAAGGGUACUGGAAUGCCCACGGCUCAUAGAAACCAUAGUUCGAGAGUUCCUUCCCACCAGUUGGUCUCCUGUGGCAAUGAGACCUACCCCCAGUCUACACAAAGUACCCUGUGCUGCUGCCAUGAAGCUACUUCGAGUUCUGGCUUCGGCUGGUAGGAAUAUUGCUGCCCGGCUGCUGAGCAGCUUUGAUCUCAGAAGCCGCCUGUGCCGCUUCAUAGCUGAGGCUCCCCAAGAACUGUCCUUGCCCCCAGAGGAAGCAGAGAUACUGAGCACGGAGGCCCUGCGUCUGUGGGCCGUGGCCGCCUCCUAUGGACAGGGCGGUGAUCUUUACAGGGAGCUGUACCCAGUGCUCAUGAAGGCCUUGCAGGCCAUGCCUGCAGAGCUCAGCGUCCACUCACCACGGGCCUUAUCCAUGCAGCGGGUGGCUGCACUGCUCACUCUCCUCACCCAGCUGACCCUGGCAGCUGGUAGCAGCCCUGCUGAGUCCCACAGAGAAUCUGCUGAGGCCCUGCCGACCACCCCUUCCUCAGUCACUUGGACGCAGGUAUCUGGACUCCAGCCUCUAGUGGAGCCAUGUUUGAGACAGACCUUGAAGUUGCUGCCCAGACCUGAGAGGUGGCGUAACCUGGGCCCAGUGCCUACUGCCUGCCUGCUGUUCCUGAGUGCCUACUACCAGGCCUGGAGUCAGCAGGUAAGCUUAUGCCCUGAGGAUGAGCUUCAGGACAUGGAGCGCCUGUUGGAGGAUCUGCUGCAGCCACUGCUGUGCCAAAAAUCUCUGGGAAGCUUGUGGGAUUCCCUUAGGCUCUGCUCUCCUCUCUGCAACCCACUGUUCUGUGCUCCGGCCCCCGAAGCUCUCCCCAGCCUUGUGUCACUGGGCUGUGCAGGUGGCUGCCCCCAACUCAGCCUGGCUGGCUCAGCCUCACCCUUCCCGUUUCUCACUGCCCUCCUCUGUGUCUUGAACACCCUGGCUCAGAUCCACAAGGGGCUCUGUGGCCAGCUGGCUGCUGUACUGGUUGCCCCAGGACUCGAGAACUAUUUCCGCCAGUGUGUGGCUCCUGGCCCUGCCCCACACCUCACACCCUUCUCCGCGUGGGCCCUGCGCCACGAGCACCACCUGCAAUACCUGGCACUCUCCCUGGCUCAGAAAGUGGCAACAUUCCAUCCAGUACCGGCCACUGGUGCUGCCCUCUAUCACGCUGUGGCCUUGGCCCUGCUGAGCCGUUUGCUGCCUGGGAGUGAGCACCUUGCCCAGGAGCUGCUGCGGAGCUGUGUGUUCCGGCUGGAGUUCCUCCCAGAGAGCACAUCAGGAGGUCCAGAGGCAGCUGACUUCUCCGAUCGGCUGUCUUUAGGGAGCAGCAGGGAUCCUGCGUGUGGGCGAGGGGCUCUCCUCGCUCAGGCCUGCCACGACCUUCCCAGCAUCCGCAACUGUUACCUGACCCACUGUUCACUGGCCCAGGCCAGCCUGCUGGCUUCCCAGGCCUUGUACCGAGGGGACCUACAGCAAGUCCCAACCCUGCUGCUGCCUGCACCUCAGGAGCCUCUGCUGCCCACUGAUUGGCCCUUUCAGCCAUUGAUUCAUCUCUACCACUGGGCUUCUGAUGCCCCUUCAGGGCUCGCUCCCACCAAUACUGUGGGGACAGCCAUGCGGGUCCUGCAGUGGGUGCUUGUUCUGGAGAGCUGGCGCCCCGAGGCCCUCCUGGCUGUACCUCCUGCUGCCCGCCUGGCACGGCUCAUGUGUGUGUUCCUGGUGGACAGCGAACUGUUCCGAGAGACCCCCAUCCAGCAUCUGGUAGUGGCUCUCCUAGCCCAGCUCUGUCGGCCCCAAGUCCUGCUGAGCCUACGCCUGGACUGCCCGCUUCCUGGUCUUGCGUCUUUCCCUGACCUCUAUGCCAGCUUCCUAGAGCAUUUCGAGGCUGUCUCUUUUGGGGACCACCUCUUUGCGGCUCUGGUCCUCUUUCCCCUGCAGCGUCAGUUCAGUGUCACCCUGCGCCUCGCCCUCUUCGGGGAGCACAUGGGAGCCUUGCGUGCUCUGGGGCUGCCUCUGACCAAGCUGCCUGUGCCCCUCGAGUGCUACACAAGACCUCCUGAAGACAGCCUGGCCCUGCUUCUGCUCUACUUCAGGGCACUGGUCACUGGUGCACUCCGCCCACAUUGGUGCCCUGUGCUCUAUGCUGUGGCUGUGGCUCAUGUCAAUAGCUUCAUUUUCUCCCAGGACCCAAAGAGCUCAGAUGAGGUGAAAGCUGCCCGAAGGAGCAUGCUGCAGAAAACAUGGCUGCUGGCGGAUGAGGGUCUCCGGCAGCAUCUCCUCCACUACAAGCUUCCCAGCUCUAGCCUGCCAGAGGGCUUUGAGCUGUACUCCCAGUUGCCCCCGCUGCGGCAGCAGUACCUCCAGACACUGGCCUCAGGGGUGCUCCAGGAUGUAGUGUUAGAGACCUAGAGUGUCAGGGAUCAAAGAUGGAGGGAUAAACUCAUUCCCCAGCCUUGCCAGAGGACAUCAUAUCGUUGGGGCGAGCAAGCACAGAGGAGCAAAAGACUCGCCCGGCCAAGAGCACACUAUUUGGGGCCAGGGAUGUAGCUCAUUGGCGCCGCGCCUGCCUGGCAAAGUGUAAGGUCCUGAGUUUGAUUCCUAGUAUAAAAUUUUUUUUAAAAAAAAACAUACUGUUUGAGCUUUUGUGGAACAAAAUGAGCCUUUCCAUCCUAAUACCUGGAGCUCAGGAGCUCAGGAUCUGAGGACUCAGGGUGUCUGCUAGGAAUAAAGAUCUACACUUCUCACCUAUCCCAAUCCCCACCCUGGGCCAGGGUAUCCAAAUGCAAUGCUAAAAGAAAUUUUUUUUUUUUUUUUUAAUUUAAUUUAUUGGUACAUUCUAGGUAGACAGUACAG